Messenger RNA from Polypterus senegalus (gray bichir), 1233 nucleotides. Its product is annotated as urotensin-2 receptor. Gene Ontology annotation, biological process: regulation of blood pressure; blood vessel diameter maintenance; neuropeptide signaling pathway. Gene Ontology annotation, cellular component: membrane. The coding region runs from base 59 to 1126 and encodes 355 amino acids. Gene Ontology annotation, molecular function: urotensin II receptor activity. The transcript is spliced from 2 exons. The record is from RefSeq and is a predicted model, not a curated record. Lineage: Eukaryota; Metazoa; Chordata; Cladistia; Polypteriformes; Polypteridae.
CCCCGGCCAUGUGGAUCGGCGGUUUAACAUCAAGGCGCCGCCGGACGCUUGCAGCAGAAUGGAUGAGAGCGGCUCCGAGAACCUGACCUCCCCGAGUCCCGGAUCGGCGGACGAGCUAAUCAUUUCUUCCACGUUCGGGACGUUACUUUCUUUCAUGUACGUGGUUGGGGUGUCCGGAAACGUGUACACUUUAACCGUUAUGUGCCACUCGAUGCGGUUCGCUGCCUCCAUGUACAUUUCAAUUAUCAACCUGGCGCUGGCCGACCUCCUCUACCUGUCCACGAUCCCCUUCAUAGUAUGUACCUACUUCUUAAAAGACUGGUACUUUGGAGACAUUGGAUGCAAGAUCUUAUUCAGCUUAGAUCUUUUUACCAUGCAUGCCAGUAUUUUCACCCUGACGGUGAUGUGCACUGAACGCUACCUGGCCGUCACCAAGCCCCUGGACACAGUGCAAAGGUCCAAGGGCUACAGAAAGGCCACGGCAGGAGCCGUGUGGCUACUAUCUUUGCUGCUUACCUUACCCAUGAUGAUAAUGGUCAAUCUGCAGGAGACGCGGGGUGGAAGCGGCGUGAAAAGGAUGUGCGCGCCCACCUGGGGACCCGAGGCGUACAAGAUAUACCUGACAGUCCUGUUUAGCACCAGCAUUAUCUCACCUGGCUUCAUUAUAGGCUACCUGUAUACCAAACUGGCCCGCACGUAUCUGGAGUCCCAAAGAAACGCUCUCUCCAAGAAAGGGAGCCGGCGCUCUCCGAAGCAGAAAGUCCUGCUCAUGAUCUUCACCAUCGUGCUGGUGUUCUGGGCGUGCUUUCUACCUUUCUGGAUCUGGCAGCUGCUGCGACUUUACAGCAGAUCGCUUCAGCUGGCGUCUCACACUCAGACGUGCAUUAACUAUUUGGUCACCUGCCUCACCUACAGCAACAGCUGCAUCAACCCCUUCCUCUACACCCUCCUGACCAAAAACUACCGCGAGUACCUGAAGAACCGCCACCGCAGCUUCUACAAGUACACGUCCUCGUUCAAGAGACGCACGCCGAGCCUUCAGUCGUCCUUCGGCAAGUCCUCCAGCAAUCAGUACGAGUUCCCGUCCGAGCUCCUGGUCAUGGGCCAGCUAAAGGCGCAGGGCUGAGUGGCCACGGAGCCCGACAUCAACCGAUGUUCCAGAAAAGGACAGCAUGGCUGCCUAUGUGAGCGUGGGGUCAGAGAUGGCGUGUGUGGGGUCACAGGUGAAGGACA